Messenger RNA from Papilio machaon (common yellow swallowtail), 1083 nucleotides. Its product is annotated as trypsin-7. The transcript is spliced from 7 exons. Gene Ontology annotation, molecular function: serine-type endopeptidase activity. The record is from RefSeq and is a predicted model, not a curated record. Gene Ontology annotation, biological process: proteolysis. Lineage: Eukaryota; Metazoa; Arthropoda; Insecta; Lepidoptera; Papilionidae. The coding region runs from base 154 to 1083 and encodes 309 amino acids.
UCAAGCGCGCGCGGCAAGUUCAAGUGUACAGCUGACGAUGCGCUAGCCGAGCGCGAACAUCUGAAUUCGAUAUUUGAUUUUGUUUAUUUUUUAUUUUUUUUUCAUAUCGAAACUCUAUGCUUUUUAUUUGAAGCCAGUAUACAUCAAUCCAGGAUGUGGAAGUGCUCUCUUUUAUUAGUGGCUUUGCUUUUAACUUUCACCAAUUCCGAGGAGGAAGCAGAUCGAGAUGGGCGAGGGGUUUUAGCUAAAAACUUCUUUGGGGGAGUGUGGGGUAACAGGCCUCCCCUUAUGGAAAAGAAUCAGCUCAAAAAAUCGUGUACUUGCAAGUGCGGCGAGAGAAACGAAGUAUCCCGUAUCGUGGGAGGGACGGAGGCGAGCAAUGACGAGUUCCCCUGGAUGGCCAAGCUGAUCUACAUCAAGCGAUUCUAUUGCGGGGGUAUGCUCAUCAACGAUCGAUAUGUCCUCACAGCUGCACAUUGUGUUAAAGGGUUUAUGUGGUUCAUGAUAAAGGUGACAUUCGGCGAACACAACCGGUGUAACGCGACCGUGCGGCCCGAGACGAGGUUCGUGAUCCGUGUCAUCUCCAACAAGUUCAGUCUCACCAACUUCGACAACGACAUCGCCCUGCUCAGACUAAACGAACGUGUGCCAAUGUCUGACGCUAUCAAGCCCAUCUGUUUGCCAACUGACAAGACUCUACUAUACGUUGGUGUAAAGGCCGUAGCUUCAGGUUGGGGAACUCUUAGCGAAGAAGGGAAAGUAUCUUGUACACUGCAAGAGGUAGAAGUGCCAGUUCUUAGCAACGAGGAAUGUCGCAAAACGAAAUACACGCCAUCUAUGAUAACAAAUAACAUGUUGUGUGCCGGCUAUCCGAAGACUGGACAAAAGGACUCUUGUCAGGGCGACAGUGGCGGUCCUCUUGUUACAGAGAGAAAGCAAGAUCAACGUUAUGAGCUGAUAGGUGUUGUGUCUUGGGGUAACGGGUGCGCAAGAGUCGGUUAUCCGGGCGUUUAUACACGAGUCACAAAUUAUAUUGACUGGAUCAAAGAAAAUACUCAAGACGCAUGUUAUUGUACAAGUUAA